AUGUCAAACACUUCAUCAAGUUGUUCAUACCCUUCUUCUUCACUAAAAGAGUUUCCUUCACCCACUGCACAAAACAAAUUAUUAAAACAAAAAGAAAAUACUAAGACAGCAUUACUAACAGCAUUUGUUAUUGGUGUAUUAAAUUGGGUUGGAUGUACAUUGGUUAUUCACAAAAGAAAAAGGACAGCAGUUAAAUCAAUGCAAUAUUUUGACGUUGCAGAAAUUCGUGGUCCAGCAACAGUGACGUCAAGUGAUAUUGAUAAGAUAGUUGAGGAAUUUGAAAAAAAUCAACCAGCAUUAUCUUCGACUGUUCUUUCUGAUCCAUCACCAAAAGAUAUUACGCGAAUUUCUUUUCGUCAUAAAUCAAAAAGUGCACGAUGUGCUAUGUUUAAUACAAUGAUGAAAGUAGCAGAAAAAGUUGGAAAAGAUGAAGUUUCAUUUGAAGUAGUAAAUUCUAAACGGACAAUAUUAACAAUUAAAAAAUUAGGAUUUAAUUCUGUUAAAUUAGCAGGAAAAACUUUAAACAAAGAAUUAAUUAAUAAUAUAGCAUGUUCAUUACAUAAAGCAUUAUGUAACUUUGUUGAUAAUUAUAGAGAAUUAAGAAUAAUUGAUGAACAUACAAGAGAAGUUGUUGUUCUAAAACCACAUUUUCCUUUACUAGAAGAUAUUUUUUCUAGUUUUGGUGUUCCUUAUUUUCAUGAAACACGAGAAAUAAGAGAACUUCGUAAAUCAGAACUCCUUAACUUCAUUAAAAGUCCACCAAAACCAAGUUCUUUUUUAAAGAAAAAACAAAAUAAACUAAGUAAUGAACCUUUUCAAGAAUCAAUAAAAACAAAUGCAGCCCCAAUUCCUUCUUCUUUAAAGACAAAACCUAUAAGAAAAUAUUGGUUAUUAACUGAUGUUUUUCUUUAUGAACAAGGUUGUAAUAUCUAA
This is a messenger RNA of Entamoeba dispar SAW760, 933 nucleotides long. RefSeq lists its product as uncharacterized. Bases 1 to 933 code for a protein of 310 amino acids. Lineage: Eukaryota; Evosea; Mastigamoebida; Endamoebidae. The record is from RefSeq and is a predicted model, not a curated record. The transcript has a single exon.